AUGAGGUUCUUAUGGGGUAAUAAAGGUAAUAAGGGUAUUCAUCGGGUGAAGAAGAGUAUAGUUCAGCUGCCACGAGGUAUGGGGGGUUUGGGUAUACGGAAGGUGGAUACACUAAAUGAUACUUUACUUAUGAAACAAGCAUGGAGGAUGCACAAAAAUCCACAAUUACUUGUGUCGAGGGUUUACGGAGGAAAAGGUCAAUCGAUGCUAAGAACGGGAAAAGGAAUGGUGUUGAGGAAUAAACGUUUAUCGUGGGAUAACUGGGUAAAUGGAAGAGUUCGAGAAGCAGGGUUAAAUAUUACACUUCGACAGGCAAUGUCUUGGAGGGUGAAAGAUUUUAUUGACAGAGAUGCUAAAAGUUGGGAUAUUAGAAAAAUUCGGGAAGCUUUUACGUUCGCAGAUGCUCGAGAAAUUUGCUCUAUGGAACUCCCAAUUUCUGAUAAUAGUGAUGUGUUCCUGUGGAACCUUACAAAAUCGGGUUAUGCCUAUCUUAUGGGAAAACAGGUGAUUAAUGACAAACUUGAUCAUGAAGAAGCAGAGCUUUUGAAUUACAUAUGGAAAAGAAACCUCCUUCCAAAGUGGAAAAUUUUAAUUUGGAAAGUUUUCUAUAACGGUUUGGCUGUGAAGGAGAAUCUGUGUUACAGGGGGAUGAGUGAGACAGGCAUUUGUGAUAUUUGUGGGUGUCAAGAUGAGGAAUUAAAUCAUAUGUUUACGCAUUGUACGAAUGAUGGACAUGAGAGUCCUAGAGUUUUGUACUUCUUUGCUACUUUGUGGGAAAUAUGGGUGGCAAGAAAUGAUUAUGUGUUCAGGGGUAAUCUACUACAAUUUGAUGAAAUCAUGUCACAAAUUGAUCAAUGCUUACAAGAGCAGGACACCUUCAGACAAAGGGAUUCGGAUUCCUUGCAGUUCCUUCAUUUGCCAGAAAUGGAACCUAAUCAACCUCCAGGUUUCAAAAGAGCAAGCAUAGGUAAGUAUGAUUCUGGAAGCUCGAUGUUUUCUAUACAAGUAGAUGGAGCUUGGUCCAAACAUACAAAAAGAAUGGGUACGGGAUGGGUCUUGGAGAAGAAUGGAAUGGUGACUACUAUCUAUGGUUGA
Molecule: messenger RNA, 1095 nt
Organism: Chenopodium quinoa (quinoa)
Lineage: Eukaryota; Viridiplantae; Streptophyta; Magnoliopsida; Caryophyllales; Amaranthaceae
Exons: 3
Coding region: 1-1095 (364 amino acids)
Source: RefSeq, a predicted model, not a curated record